AUGUCAGUACAGGUAGUCUCCGAUUUACACCUAGAGGCCACGAAAGCCUACGAUUACUUCGAAAUUGUCCCAAAAGCGCCUACACUGGCCCUUCUCGGCGACAUAGGCAGCAUCCAUGCUCACGAGGCGGAAUUCCUAGGUUUCCUCACCCGCCAACUCACCGCCUUCCGCACCGUUCUCUUCGUACCAGGGAACCACGAAGCUUAUCGCUCCAGCUGGCCCCAAGUCUUAGCCUCUCUCCGUAAACUCGAAGAUCAGUCCCGCAAUGACCCAUCACUUGGGGAGUUCCUCUUGAUGGAUCGCACGCUCUUCAGAGUUCCAGACUCAAACACCGUUGUCCUGGGCUGCAGUCUCUUCUCUUACGUGCCACCCGAAAGCCACCACGACGUUAGCAUGGGCUUGAACGACUUCUUUUUCAUUAACGACUGGGAUGUUGAUGCGCAUAACGAGGCACAUCUGCGGGAUGUUGCGUGGCUCAACGAGCAGGUCGCAGAGCUUGAGCAGACCGACAACAACAUUAUGAUCUUCACACAUUGGAGCCCAUCAAAGGACGUUCGUGCUGCGGAUCCGAAACAUGCUGGAAGCCUGAUUGCGUCCGGCUUCUCGACAGAUUUAUCUCAGGAGGUAUGCUUCAAGAGCAAAAAGGUGGCAGUCUGGGCUUUCGGACACACACAUUUCAACUGCGACUUCACUGUUUCACGAGAGGAUGCUUUACCUUUGCGGCUACUGGCCAACCAAAGGGGCUACUUUGCUGAGGCUGGGGGAUUCGAUGCAGAGAAGGUUGUGGCGGUAUAA
Molecule: messenger RNA, 795 nt
Organism: Colletotrichum truncatum
Lineage: Eukaryota; Fungi; Ascomycota; Sordariomycetes; Glomerellales; Glomerellaceae
Product: ser thr protein phosphatase
Molecular function (GO): hydrolase activity
Source: RefSeq, a predicted model, not a curated record